GCCGAACUCUACCUGCAGGAGGAGGCUGUUCGAGUUUAUCUCUCCAUCGAUAAGAAGAAGUCUUUGUUUUCUGACCCAACUUGGAUACAGAUAUGCUUUGCUCUAACAAUAUUCCAUUUGCCCUCAUCCACAUAAGCAUCUCCCCACCAGCUUCUGAUCGGUAGCCCGUGAGCUCACCUCUUCUUCCUCCGAGCACAGAGCCAGCCAUGGAGCAAGCAAGCUCUUCGUACGAUGCCGAGUCAUGGGAAGAACAGGCGUUCGCCAGAGACUCCGCAGGAGAUUUAGGAAGCUGCGUAUGGCCUCCCAGGUCGUAUUCGUGCAGCUUCUGCGGGCGAGAGUUCCGAUCAGCUCAAGCACUCGGUGGCCACAUGAACGUGCACCGGAGGGAUCGCGCCAUGCUUAAACACUCUCCGAGCCUCGAUUCCUGCACACCAACAGGCGCGGCAUGUCCGCCCCCGAUCGCCUCUCUGGAUCAGAGAGCUCUUGUCAACCCUAACCCUAAUUCAUCGUCUAUCUCUACUAGGGUUCCUGCUGCUGCAUCCAGACUGGAGUGGAAGGAACGCGACUCCAUAUCUCCCUUGUACUCCUCGUCUGUUGUCGGGGAGAACCGAAAGCGAUCGCUCUUCUCCACAGCCAGCACCGAAUCAGCAACUCUACAGCUAUUCUCUCUCCCAGAACUAAAUCUGCCCAAGAGGAAUUCUCAAAGGUGGAAAGAUGAGGACGAUAGCGAUGACUACAACAGAUGCUGCAAGAGAGUUAGGAGAACCGACUCAGUGCAUCCCUUCCGUGUUCGACCAUCUUCUUCGGGGGAGACGCAACCGCUGCACCCUGAGGUCCUCAAACAUGAUCAUGGCCCCGUUGAAGAGUUGGAUCUUGAGCUUAGGCUUGGAGACAGCCCUCAGGUUAAACCUUUGUGCUUGGAUGAAGAUAGAUAGAUAAAUACAUAUCUUUCCCUCUUUGGUUCUUCCCAUCUUCCUUCACCAAAAUUUCUCGGAAUUGAUCUUGGAGUUUCUCGAAUGGAUGCCAUACGCUAGAAUGGUGUUACAACAACAUGUAGAAGAAGAAGAAAGAUGUCUCCAAAUAUUAAUUGUGCUGAUUUGCUCAGUAUAGCGCUCUGAAAAUUGUACCAAAACAGAUGGCAUUUGCACUACUGGUGAUUUCUCGUUCUUGACAAUAUGCUAUCACUUGCUUGCACACAGUUGAUCUUUCAAGAACUUGAUAAUAAUU
Molecule: messenger RNA, 1227 nt
Organism: Musa acuminata AAA Group (dessert banana)
Lineage: Eukaryota; Viridiplantae; Streptophyta; Magnoliopsida; Zingiberales; Musaceae
Product: probable transcriptional regulator RABBIT EARS
Exons: 2
Coding region: 207-935 (242 amino acids)
Source: RefSeq, a predicted model, not a curated record